AAACUAAAGAAGAAUAAAUAAGCCGCGGAAGACCAUCACGACGACGACGAAGAAGAAAAGAAAUCGAAGAAGACCCACGGCGACGACGGAGAAUCUAUCCAGAACUCCACGUUAUCAGUGCUAGAGACCUAGUCACUCUGAAGGCUAUCAUACCGUUCAUUGAGUAGAGAUGAUGGAGAUGAUGGAUGAUCAACUGGAGGUGACGAUGUCACAGUCAGAGGAAACUGGUUCGAAGAUGGGACUAUUUGAAUUUGAGAACUUGGGGGAUUCCCAAUGUGAGCCAGUACCUUCCACAAGUGGAGCUCUGUGCAAAAGGACACGCAUGAAAUACGGCUUGGUAAAAAGAGUGGAGGUUUCAUUGUUCAGGCUCCCCGAUUAUAAGAUCAGCGCUCUCCGACCACCCACGCCUCAGCAGUUUUAUAGCGAAGAUGACUCUCAAAGCAGUUCGGAUACUGAUGCAAAGUUCGGAGAAUCCAGCGAUUCGGACCGUCCGUCAGGAAAGAAAUCAAAAGCUAAAAAGAAAAAAAAAGUUAACAAUAUUGAACACACGCCAAUCAUUGAUUCAUCAGCGUUUGCCUACGUGCCUCAAGAAACGACUAAGACACGCCCAGAUCUGCCUGAGGAGGAAAUCACCGUUGGUUUGAAUGUACUGGCCAGGAAGAAGAAUUUAAUGUGGCAACGGGGGCAAGUUGUGGAGGUUGUUACCAAAGAGGAUGGACGAUUGAAGUACAAGGUCACGUUUGAAGAAAAGGGAAGGAGCCUGGUGUCGGGGCACCACAUCGCUUUCGAAGCCACACCCAAGCUGGAGCAGGUGUAUGUUGGAGCGCGGGUGGUGGUCAACUGUCAAGACGACUCUGUUCAGUACCGAGCUGGUAUCUUGGCCGAGCUCCCCAGCAGAAAGAACCGCCUUAGGUUUUUGGUGUUUCUGGAUAACCACAGGCCCAUUUACGUUGGCUUAACAUUGUUUUACAUGGUGGCCAGACCAUUACCCGACCCCACAGACGACAUUCAAGACGACGUUCACAAACGUUUUAUGAAGCAGUACAUAAUAGACUGGCCUUACCCUCAUUUAACUCAGUACAAGCCCGGUCAACACGCCUCAGUGGAGUUUAACGGAGUCCAGCAAAGGUGCAAGGUGGACAUGGUCGACUGCAGCUUGAUCAUGGUGGUCUCUGAGUGUAAUCAGCACAAAGAGUGGAUUCACCGUGGCUCCUUACGGCUGUCACAUAUGCCAAGGUUUUUGGAACUGAGGAGAAGAGAAGCUGAAGCAGCUGUACAGUAAUUUGGUCCGGGAUGAUUUCUUUGGGAAUUUUUUGGCCAUAAUUGGCUUCUUUUUGUAUGCUUUGGUUAGAUCCAGCCAAUUGUACAACUGUGUUUGAAUUACUGGUUUGGAUGAAUAUCUAAGAUUUCAAUGUGAACUUGUUUUUCUCCAUUGUUUAGUCCUUUAGGUACGGUGAACGAGAAGUGUCAAUCGAACUUCAAAGUGCAAACGCUUUGCAAAAAGAAGCAUGAAUGCAACUUGGGCCAAAGCACGAUUGUAAUUAGCACCAUCAUUAACCCCAAUUGCCCGGAACAUGAACCACAAUUGAAAGCAACACGAACCCCACUUGUCCGCAACACGACCCACAAAUGGAUCGCAACAGAACUGCAAAAAGCCACAGCACGAACCCUAAUUGUCCGCAACACGAACCCCGCUCGCCCGCAACGUGGACCCCAAUUGCCCGCAGCAAGAACCACAAAUGGAUCGCAAUGCGAACCACAAAUGGAUCGUAACACGAAUGCCAGAGGCCCGCAACAGAACUGCAAAAAGCCACAACAGAAACCGUAAUUACGCGCAACACGAAGUCCAAUCCCUCGCAACGCGGACCCCAAUUGCCCGGAACGCGAACCGUAAAUGGGUCGUACCACGAAUGCCAAAAGGCCGCAACAGAACCACAAAAAGCCACAACAUGAACCCUACUUGGCCGCAACGCGGACCCCAAUUGCCUGCAACGCAGACCCCAAUUGGAUCGCACCACGAACCGCACAUGGAUCGCAACGCGAACCGCAAAUGUGUCGUAACACAAAUGCCAAAGGCCCGCAACAGAACUGCAAAAAGCCGCAACACGAACCCUACUUGCCCGCAACACGAACUGUACAUGGCUCGCAACAUGAACCCCACAUGGAUCGCAACGCGUUCCCCAAAUGGCCGCAACACGAACACUACUUGCCUGCAACACUAAGCCCAAUUGCCCGCAACGCAAACCGCAAAUGGAUCGUAACACGAAUGCCAAAGGACGCAACAGAACCAAAAAAAGCCGCAACACGAAACCUACUUGCCCACAAAGCGAACCGCACAUGUCUCACAACCCCACAUGGAUUGUAAGACAAAUGCCAAAGGCCCGCAACAGAACCACAAAAAGCCACAACACGAACCGUACUAGCCCGCAACACGAACCGUACUUGCCCGCAACGCAAAUCGCACAUGGCUCGCAACGUUAACCCCACAUGGAUCGCAACCCGGGCCCCAAUUGCCCGCCACGCGAACCGCAAAUGGAUCGCAACGCCAACCGCAAAAAGCCACAACACAAACCCCAAUUUUCACAACACAGCUGCAAAAAACCACAGCACGAACGCAAAAGGACAACCCAGAAGUAGACUGAAUUCCAUCAAAAUAGACAUGAAGACUACAAGUUGUCCUGCCCAGCUGCUGCUACUGUAGAGAUGUUCACAAAGUAAUAUGUACCAAAGUGACAAUUUAUGAGCGAAUUUCUGUAACUUACAUUUUCAAGCUCUGCACAUGUAGGGAUGCAACAUGAUUCUGUUGUGGAACUUCUGGUUACAUGGCAGCAGAAGGGUGGGAGUUGUAGUCCUCAUCUCUUCUCCUGUGAAAUUUAAUCCACCAAAUAUUCGGACUAUAAGGCGCACCUGACUUUUAGCCGCCACCCACCAAAAUUGAUGAAACGGCAUUUGUUCAUAGAUAAAGCCGCAGCUGUCCUCAGUGUAUUAUAGGGUAUUUACAAGUGCGGCUUAUUUGUUAUUUCAGUUUGGGUUAAUAAUAAUAGGUAACACUUUAUUUGACAGUGGUGUCAUAAGACUGUGAUAAGACUGUCAUAAUUAUGACAUGACAUUAUCAUAGGCAUUAAUGAAUGCAAAUGUCAUUAAGUGUCAUCCGCAAAAUUAUGUCACUAACUCCAUUUAUGUCCGGCUUGGAUCCAUUCAAAAUUGAGAUCAUUUGCUGGAUGACACAAAAUAAGCUUUCUUUAUCGCUCAUGGAAGUCUCGUGUAUUAAUUAUGAUGGUCUUAACGACAGUUUUAUGGCACUACUGUUGACUAAAGUGUUACCAAAUUCCAUAACUAGCAAUUGAUGAAACAACUAGAACAGUAACCGAAGGAAUAAUUGGCACAGAGCAUGAAUUUUGAUUAUUUACAUUUGUAGCGCUGCAGUGUAUGCUAGGAGGCAUGUUGGAUUACAACAAUGUUGACAGCAGGUGUCAGCAGAGGUUGAUUGUCUCCUUCAAGAGAACAGUGAUGGUCAAAUGAAGCCUCUUGAAGAAAUGAAUGGUGGUUGAUUUGAUCUUAUGACAGUCUUAUGAUGCCGCUGUCAAAUAAAGCAUUACCACUUGAUAGCUUUUGAUAAAAAUAUCUCAUAAUACAGUCAGGACAGCUGCGGCUUAUAGCCCAAAAAUUUUGGUACUUCAGGGUCGUCGUCCUACAUUCGUGCUGUGGCUUUUUGCAUUCGUGUUGCGGGCAGAUUGGGGUUCGUGUUGUGGCAAUUGGAGUUUGUGUCUUGGCUAUUUGCAUUUGUGUUGUGGCUUUUUGGAAUCGUGUUGUGAGUCAUUUGCAUUCGUGUUGCGGGCAAUGAGGGUUCAUGCCUUGGCUAUUUUUAAUCGUGCUUUGGUCAAUUUGCUUUCGUGCUUUUUUCUUUUGCAAAGCGUUUGGACUUUGCAGUUCGCCCGACACUUCUCGGCCACCAUAUUUAGGUGUUAAGAUGUAAAUUGUAUAUAUAGUCAUACACAAGCUGUGUUACAGACAACCAUUGGCAUUACAUGGAAUGUAACUGGCGAAACUCAUUAACGAUAGAGGUUAGUAAGUUGUUUUUAAAUACAGAUUCCAUUGAAGGUCAAAUCUAUAAAAUUCUCAGUUAAGCAUCUUAAAAAGUUUGUGCGCUCGUUAUCCUCGGUUAACUCAUUCACUACCAAAGACGUCUAAACAAUGAUUUUCAAUUGCUAAUCACUAAAGGACAAAAAAAGGAGGAGAAACAAACUUUUUUUUUUGUAAGUUUUGCAUUCAUUUAGCGAUCGAACACAAUUUUCCUUGGCACUUGGAAGAAGGGAUGGGUUGUAACAUGUUUGGUAGUGAAUGAGUUCAUCAUGAAAAAAAUGUAGAAAAAAAACUGGUCCAUAUUUCAAUAUAUUAUUCAAAAAAAUAACACUAGAUCACGGAUUAAAAGUUGAAAAGAAAAAAAAAAACUAAGAAAAUCUUAAAUUUUAUAGGCUCAAUGUCAAAAACAUUUGGACAGGUAGUCACAAGAGGCAAAAAGAAAAAAAUGCUAAAAGACCAAUUAACACCAUUUUCCCUUAAAAUGAUCAAUUUUCUCAGUUGAAACUUUUGUAAUCUCCAUCUAUGUUCUAUUCUGAAUAAAUUAUUGAAAUUUG
Messenger RNA from Corythoichthys intestinalis (scribbled pipefish), 4637 nucleotides. Its product is annotated as histone-lysine N-methyltransferase SETDB1-B-like. Gene Ontology annotation, biological process: heterochromatin organization; negative regulation of gene expression. Gene Ontology annotation, molecular function: histone H3K9 methyltransferase activity. NCBI's taxonomy places the organism in Eukaryota, Metazoa, Chordata, Actinopteri, Syngnathiformes, Syngnathidae. The record is from RefSeq and is a predicted model, not a curated record. Gene Ontology annotation, cellular component: nucleus. The transcript has 9 exons. Bases 170 to 1282 code for a protein of 370 amino acids.